Messenger RNA from Mus musculus (house mouse), 3321 nucleotides. It is a transcript of the gene Chaf1a, whose product is annotated as chromatin assembly factor 1, subunit A. Gene Ontology annotation, biological process: DNA replication-dependent chromatin assembly. Gene Ontology annotation, cellular component: nucleoplasm; chromatin; CAF-1 complex. Bases 109 to 2844 code for a protein of 911 amino acids. Gene Ontology annotation, molecular function: identical protein binding; chromo shadow domain binding. The record is from RefSeq and is marked validated. NCBI's taxonomy places the organism in Eukaryota, Metazoa, Chordata, Mammalia, Rodentia, Muridae. The transcript has 14 exons.
AGCAGAAGUGACACCGGUGGGAGGCGGAGUGUGCAGCCUGGCCGCCCGACUGAAGCCUGAGCCGCCGCCGCCGCCGCCGCCGCCGCCGCCGCCGCCGCCGUCGCGGAGAUGUUGGAGGAGCCGGAGGCCGCGACGCGGACAGCCGCGGCCGUGGAUUGCAAAGACAGACCCGGGUUCCCAGUGAAGAGGUUAAUACAAGCCCGCUUGCCCUUCAAACGCCUGAACCUUGUUCCCAAGGAGAAAGUUGAGGAAGACACAUCACCAAAAGCAGCUGUGGAAAGCAAAGUCCCGGAUCUACAAUUGUCUUUGGGCACUUUUGAAAGCCAGUGUCACACAGGCUCUCACGUAGGCUUGAGUACAAAGUUGGUCGGUGGCCAGGGCCCCAUUGAUAGCUUCUUGAGGGCAACAAUCAAGCCAGUACCGAGUGUGGUCAUUAUCGACCUGACGGAGAACUGCAGUGACAUUCCAGACAGCCCUGAGGGCCACAGUGAACUAAGUCCUGACACUGCUGGUGUGGUCACCACAGUGGAAGGAGCUGCCAAGCAGCAGGAGCACUCUGCAGCAGAGCUGUGUCUCCUAGAGACCCCUUCAGACAUCACUUGUCACAUGGAAGAGGAGCCUGGGAGUCCAGGAGACCCAAAGAGGACGGGUGACUGUCAGGCUGGUUCACUACAGAGCUGUCCGGAGCUGACCCCAGGUUCUAGGACAUGCCCCACCAAGGAGUUAUCAAGCUGGAGCAAGGCAGGGGAUCUCCUAUUUAUAGAGAAAGUGCCUGUGGUGGUGCUAGAGGACAUCCUGGCCACUAAGCCCUCCAUUGCCUCUCUUCCCAUGAUGUCCCUGGAUAGGAGUGUCACUUCAGAGAGUGAAAUACUGGAGUCCUGCCCCGAGGAUGACUCCAUACUGAGCCACUCCUCCACCAACUCCUCUUCUCCAACCAGCUCUCCUGAGGGACCAUCCACACCCCCAGAACAUCGGGGUGGGAGAAGCUCCCCCUCCACCCCAGCCUGCAGAGUUGCCAAGAACUUUGUCAAAGGCUCCACAGAGAAGGGCAGGAGCAAACUGCACAGAGAUAGAGAACAGCAGAGGGAAGAGAAGGAAAAGCUGAGGGAAGAGAUACGACGAGCCAAGGAGGAGGCACGGAAGAAGAAGGAGGAGGAGAAGGAGCUGAAGGAAAAGGAGCGGAGGGAAAAGCGGGAGAAAGAUGAGAAGGAGAAGGCGGAGAAGCAGCGGCUAAAGGAGGAAAAACGCAAGGAGCGGCAGGAAGCUCUGGAGGCUAAACUGGAGGAGAAGAGGAAGAAGGAGGAAGAGAAGCGGUUACGGGAGGAAGAGAAGCGGUUACGGGAAGAAGAGAAGCGCAUUAAGGCAGAAAAGGCAGAGAUCACUCGAUUCUUCCAGAAACCGAAGACUCCGCAGGCUCCCAAGACCCUGGCCGGUUCCUGUGGUAAGUUUGCCCCCUUUGAAAUCAAAGAACACAUGGUGCUGGCUCCACGGUGCCGAGCUGCCUUGGAUCAAGACCUGUGCGAUCAGCUGGACCAGCUCCUGCAGCAGCAGAGUGUGGCAAGCACCUUCCUCAGUGACCUAAAAAGCCGGCUGCCCUUGAGAUCGGGGCCCACCCGGGUCUGUGGCCAUGACACAGACAUCAUGAACAGGGAUGUGGUCAUUGUGGAGAGCAGCAAGGUGGACGGUGUGUCUGAAAGGAAGAAGUUUGGCCGCAUGAAGCUUCUGCAGUUCUCAGAGAACCACCGGCCAGCAUACUGGGGGACGUGGAACAAGAAGACAGCCAUCAUCCGCCCCCGGAACCCCUGGGCCCAGGACAAAGACCUUCUUGACUAUGAGGUAGACAGUGACGAUGAGUGGGAAGAGGAGGAACCUGGGGAGUCUUUGUCCCACAGUGAGGGGGAUGAGGAUGACGAUGUGGGGGAAGAUGAGGAUGAGGACGAUGGCUUCUUUGUGCCCCAUGGGUACUUAUCUGAAGAUGAAGGCGUGACUGAGGAGUGUGCAGACCCUGAGAACCACAAAGUACACCAGAAGCUGAAGGCCAAGGAGUGGGAUGAGCUCCUAGCCAAGGGCAAGCGCUUUCGUGUGCUGCAGCCUGUGCACGUGGGAUGUGUAUGGGCAUCAGAGGCAGCCAACUGCACGAGUUCCGACUUGAAGCUGCUGCAGCAGUUCACUGCAUGCCUGCUGGAUGUGGCAUCCCCUGAUGAGCCAGAACCCGGGGCCUCCAGGAGGGAAAAGAGGGACCAGCAUAUCCUGGCCCAGUUGCUUCCGCUGCUACAUGGCAAUGUGAAUGGGAGCAAGGUGAUCAUCCAUGAAUUCCAGGAGCAAUGCCGCAGGGGCCUGCUGACCCUUCCAAGUCCCACCCCACACCUGCAGAUGCCCAACUUGGAGGAUGCUGUUGCUGUGCCAUCCAAGGCCAGGCUGAAGCGCCUUAUCUCUGAGAACUCUGCCUAUGAGAAGCGGCCCAACUUCCGUAUGUGCUGGUAUGUGCACCCAGAGGUGCUCAAGAGCUUUGGCCAGGAGUGCCUGCCAGUGCCCUGCCAGUGGACCUACAUCACCACCAUGCCCUCAGCACCCAGGGAAGACAGUGGCAGUGCUUCUACUGAGGGGCCUGGCCAGAGCACACCUAUGCUACUCAAGCGGAAGCCAGCGGCCACCAUGUGCAUCACGCAGUUUAUGAAGAAGCGGCGCUAUGAUGGACAGGUUGGGUCUGGGGACAUGGAUGGCUUCCAGGCAGACACAGAAGAGGAUGAAGAGGAUGACACAGACUGUAUGAUCAUAGAUGUGCCAGAUGUUGGGAGUGACGUGUCAGAAGCUCCCAUACCUGCUCCCACACUUUGCAAGUGACAGGUGUCAAGUUGAAAGACCUGGGGGAAAUUGACCUAGGUGACAGGGAGUAGUGGAGUGUAGGCACCUGAAGUGCAAGGUUGGUAGUAGGCAUGUUCUGGGCAGUGGAGGCUGUGCUUCCCCUCAGCCUUGUAGAGCUGCUGAGGGAGAUGGGAAUGGAGACCAGCAACAGCCUGCUCCCUGCAGCAUCUGACUAGCAACCACCAGAGUGAGCCUCCUGCUGACUCUCAUGAUAAAGAGCACUUUGUCCUACAUUCCUAGGUCUGGAGUCUGGGGGAGGCCUGGACAGCUACUUCCAAAUUGUAAAGACUCUGGGUCCGUGUGCUAAUCUGCCCUUCUUAAUUGACAGAUGCCUGCUUGGGCCUUAAUCACAGCACUUGCUGUGGGCAAACAUCUGCUAUGAAUUGUGCUAGGGAUGAUGUGGCUGCUGUGCAGGCCCUGGGCAAAUGUGGACAUGUAUAAACAUACUCUACUUGA